GGCUGGGGAGUAUUGGUGAUACUGCGAGUAACCCCUUGCGGUGACCCCGCCGCCAGUCCCUCUCCCAGUGUCCGCACAAAGCAGUGACGUCUCUGGCGCAGGUUGGCGGAGCAGAGGGUGACGCGCGUCCCGGGAGGUGGCAGCGGUGACGCGGCGGCCGGGGGCGGGACCGGAGCGCACACACAGGCGGCUGCGUGCUGACUUCCUCAUAGUGGUCACUGUGGCGGGCGGCCGCUCUGACCGCACUGUCUGUCCGCUGGGGGACUUCUGAGACUCGGCUCCUCCCGGAGUGCUGGCUGAGGAGGCGAAUUUUCAGCGCAAACUGGCAUGAUGCUCACCGUUCUUCUAAAGAGGUGAUUCGUGUAACUGACAAUGGCUGACAAGAGUGCUAGGCCGACGCCUGGACCCUUGUUAAUUGAGGUGGAAUACGAUUAUGAAUAUGAGUAUAAGAACAAGAAGAUAGUUAUUAAGCAGGGGGAGAAGUAUAUUUUGAUGAAAAAGUCAAAUGAAGACUGGUGGCAGGUGAAAAAGGAUGAAAACUCCAAACCACUGUACGUUCCAGCUCAGUACGUCAAAGAAGUUGGUAGAAAGGCAUUGAUGCCACCUGUCAAACAGGGCAUUUUGCCCAACAGUCCUCUGAAGGUUAUGCAAGGGCUGCAGAGGUCCACAGAGAAUGUAAAUAAAUCUCCAGAGCUUUCUAGUUUUGGGAAAACCACUACAAUUCGAGAUGCCAAUCAGAACUUUGGACCCAGCAGUAGCCCGGGACAGACAAGAGGACUGACUCUAGAUCUUGUACACAACAAUGGCAAGUUGGGUACUGAUUUGAAUUCACCAAAGGCCACUAGCAGGAGCCCCUCAGCCCUGCACUUUCCUGUUCCGGAGCUAAUGGAAAUAGAAAAGACUAGCUUUUUAAAUGACCACUCGGAUUCAGCUGGGGAAAACUCAGAAAAACUUCUGGCAGAUUCGGAAUCUGGAGAUGAGCUAAGCAGCAGUUCUACAGAACAAUUGCAGUUUUCUGUCUCUCCUGCUCCUGCAAGAUCUGACUCUCCUGUAUAUGCAAAUCUACAAGAACUGAAGAUUUCUCAGUCCAAUCUUCCCCCACAGCCACAGACUCCCCCAGUCCAAAUUACAGGGGAGUGGGAAACCCACAAAGAUAACACUGGACGUUUCUAUUAUUAUAAUAAAACUACACAAGAACGAACGUGGAAACCGCCGCGCUGCACAAGAGAGACAAGUAGGGGAGAGUCAUUUUCUCAGGCAGAUCAUGAGCAACUUUCAGCAGAAGAAAAUUUUCACAACACUUGUGACAGUCAAUCAGAUAGUCUGUAUGGUUCUCCUCCCAAGGGUUGGUCAGAAGAAUUGGAUCAGCAUGGUCAUACAUUCUUUAUCAAUGACCAAACCAAUGAGAAGUGGAUGAAACACGUGGACGAGCAAGGCAGACCAUAUUACUACACUGCUGACGGCUCACGCUCUGAAUGGGAGUUGCCAAAGUAUAAUUCCUUAUUACCACCUCAUCAGAGAGAGAUCACUAAAAGCCGGAGUCUUGACAGAAAGUUCCAGGAACCAAUCGUAUUAACAAAGUGGCGGCACAGCACAUAUCUACUGGAGACCAGCGACAAGUUACAUAUCAAGCAAAAGCGUAAUUCCUCAGUGUAUUACAUGCCUAUCCCAGGUUUUAUGACUCCUCCUUGCUCAGAAAAAGAAUCAACAGCUACAUCCAAGCAAAAUAUCCCUGAUGUUGAGACCUCCCCAUCCUCUCCAAAGCACCAGUCAACGGAUCAAGAAAAGUACGGUGUGUUAAAUGUAACCAAAAUAACAGAGAAUGGGAAAAAAGUUAGGAAGAACUGGACAUCAUCAUGGGCUGUCCUACAAGGCUCUUCCAUUUUGUUCCAAAGCUCUGGAGCUAGCUGGAAGUUUGGGAGUAACCAAUCCAAACCAGAGUUCACCGUUGAUCUUAAAGGAGCCUCAGUUGAAUGGGCUGCGAAGGACAAGUCCAGCAAGAAGAAUGUUAUAGAGCUAAAAAUUCCUUCAGGAACAGAACUGCUGAUACAAUGUGAAAAUGACACUAUGAUUAAAGAAUGGUACUCGGCACUUUGCAACACCAUCGGCGUUCCGAUUGCGGAGGCUGAGGAGGUCAGUGAGGAUAAUGUGCCUGACUCCCCGGUAGAUAAACACGGGAAAGAUAAACAUGACAAGGAAAAGGAUCAUGAAUCCAAAAAGAAUCGUUCGAUCAAACAAACAGCCAGCAUUGAUAAUUCAGAGCAAAAAAAGACUAAAACAAAGUUGAAGAAGUUUCUUACCCGGCGUCCGACGAUGCAAGCUGUCCGUGAGAAGGGUUACAUUAAAGACCCCGUGUUUGGCUCCAGUUUGGCCAGUCUUUGUCAGAGAGAGAACACUACCGUGCCAAUAUUUGUAAAGAUGUGCAUCGACCAUAUUGAGGAACAUGGGUUGGACAUUGAUGGUCUAUACAGAGUCAGUGGAAACCUUGCUGUGAUACAGAAGCUCAGAUUUGCAGUAACGCAUGAUGAGAAACUUGACUUGAAUGACACUAAAUGGGAAGAUAUUCAUGUGAUUACGGGGGCACUGAAGAUGUUCUUCAGAGAGCUUCCAGAACCUCUCUUCACAUUUAACCACUUUAAUGACUUUGUGAAUGCAAUCAAACAAGAGCCCAAGCUUCGUGUUCAAGCCGUCAAAGAUUUAAUUAAGCAGUUGCCAAAACCGAACCAAGACACAAUGCAGGCGCUCUUCAAGCAUCUCAAACAUGUUGUGGAAACUGGAGAAAAGAACAGAAUGACGUUUCAAAGUUUAGCAAUUGUUUUUGGUCCAACUUUGCUAAAGCCGGAACAAGAGACUGGUAAUAUUGCCAUUCACACAGUAUACCAGAAUCAAAUCGUGGAGCUCAUUCUGCUGGAAUAUAACACGAUAUUUGGCCGCUGAUCUCACCGCUCUUGGAGCAUUCAUCUCAUCCUGAAGGACACUUCAUGCAUUUUUGUUGUUGUUUUUUAAAUUUUAUUUUUUUAUCGGUUUUGGACCAAACCGCUUGAGUUCACUUUUGCACUUCUAAGAAGACAGUGAGAACCACUGAAGUCUGAAAGAUUUGACCUACAUAACUUUCUCCACUUGGCAGUGACUUUUCAUUCUUGACUCUUAUUCGAGUUUUGCAUUCAGUUGCUUGUUUCCCUUACACAAGUCUAACACAGACACUGGAUUGACUGGAAAAUAAAACUACUAUUUUCAUGCCGCAGAUAUGAACCUUUAAUCACUGUUGCUUGUUCUGAAGUGUUUGAAGCUGAUCUUGGUACUUGGUGGUGAUACAUUUGAAGUUAAUUCUUAGUGAAAUUGCAUCUCGUAGUUGUCUUUUGAAGCUGACGGUGACAUUUUGUGUUGUGCAGCAUAUGCAGUAAAAAGGUCCAUAAGAACUAACAUUGCUCAGUUCUGCAAAGAGCUAAUGCAGCAUUUCUCAAGCUUUAUUCACUGGUAAAUGUUUGCUUCUGUCAUUAUGGCCUUGCAGAACUGCACAAUAGUAGUAGUAUUAUUUGUAUUCUUGGUAAACCACUGAAAUCCCACUUUGGACUAUUUAUCAACGUGUUUGACUGACCUUUUAAGUGUGUGUAAAAGUCAAGUGUUCUAUUGCAUUGCUACUUACUGUCCUAACCGGAAGCCUGGCCCUACAUUGAGAACUGAUACUGUAUACGGUGGCUGUGCUGAUUCUGUGGUAUUAAAAUGAUACAUUGAUGUAAAUAGAAGCCAGAUAGCUGUAUAACAUUUGGCUCACUGUAUAUAAUGAAAGCUGUAUAGUCUUAUUUUCUCUUCCCAUUUCACACUUUCUAAUACAAUCCAGGCAGCUCUUUGCUUGAUCCUGCGAGACAAACGCCUGUCGGAACUAACUGUAUGCACUUUUAGAUGGAAACUAUUUUAUUUGCAGGGAGACUUUUUAAGCAGAGGUACUGGAAAUAUUUAAAAGGCUUUGAGUUCUUGAGCCGGUGAGUUAUUUAAUAUGUACAGUAUAUUUUAGAGAAGAAAAACAAGAUGCCACAAGAAAGUUCUAUAUUUCAUUGUGCCUGAAGGGGCGGGCGGAAAGAAGCCCAUUUAUGAAUUGGUAACGCUUUAAAGAUCAAAAUAAUGACCUGUGAAUUUGAAGUAUUUCUAUUACAUUUAACAAUGUAAACCAAUUUGUAAAAUAAAAGUGAAUCUGGAAGAUUUUGUUACAAGAAA
Messenger RNA from Pseudophryne corroboree (corroboree frog), 4215 nucleotides. RefSeq names its product Rho GTPase activating protein 12 (gene ARHGAP12). Lineage: Eukaryota; Metazoa; Chordata; Amphibia; Anura; Myobatrachidae. The coding region runs from base 373 to 2937 and encodes 854 amino acids. Gene Ontology annotation, biological process: signal transduction; regulation of GTPase activity. Gene Ontology annotation, cellular component: cytoplasm. The transcript has 19 exons. The record is from RefSeq and is a predicted model, not a curated record. Gene Ontology annotation, molecular function: protein binding.